Molecule: messenger RNA, 2163 nt
Organism: Thlaspi arvense
Lineage: Eukaryota; Viridiplantae; Streptophyta; Magnoliopsida; Brassicales; Brassicaceae
Source: the annotation of a GenBank genome assembly
UGGAUUUUGGUUAAGUUAAUCUAAACCCAAGGAGUGGUUAAGUCACCGAAAGGCCAAAACGACAAAGCAGUUUGGCAUGUUAAAAACCCGCCCAAGGAGAAAGCCCUCACGCACCUAACCAAACCCCAUAGAGAGGAAAAACAGAUAGAGAUAGAAAGAGAGAGAGAAGCUGAGAAAAUGGCCGUCUCGUCGUUCCAGUGCCCUACGAUCUUCUCCUCUACCUCCAUCCCCGGCUUCCAAUGCCGUUCUGAUCCAGAUCUCGCCGGUUCUCCGAUCGGAGGAUCAUCUCGCCGCCGUUUCAAUGCCACCGCCGGUAUGUCGUCGUCAUUCACCGGCGACGGUCGGAUAUCGUCGAUGAUCUUGAGAUUUCCGCCUAAUUUCGUCCGUCAGCUGAGUAUCAAAGCCCGCAGAAACUGUAGCAACAUCGGUGUUGCGCAGAUCGUGGCGGCUAAGUGGUCCAACAACCCAGCCUCCGGGUUACCAUCGGCGGCGGCGGCGGCUGCCUCGUCUGCUCCUGCGGUUUCUUCCUCCGCAGCUGCAGCCGCAGCCUUGUCUGCCGCCGCCGCCCCCGCCCCUGCGGCUACCAUUCCUCCCGUCGCGCUGAAUGGCGUCGAUGAGGAGGUUGUGGUGGCCGAGGGGAUUAGGGAGAUAGCUAGUGUACAGUUGAAGGAUUCGAAACCCUCAUUUUUGAGCUCCGAUGGGAGCCUGACUGUUCAUGCUGGCGAAAGAUUAGGUCGUGGUAUAGUCACGGAUGCUAUCACUACUCCUGUAGUCAACACAUCUGCCUACUUUUACAAGAAAACUUCCGAUCUUAUUGACUUCAAGGAGAAACGGAGUGAAAGCUUCGAGUAUGGUCGUUAUGGAAACCCUACGACGGUGGUACUUGAGGAGAAGAUAAGUGCUCUUGAAGGUGCUGAAUCAACCUUGGUUAUGGCAUCUGGGAUGUGUGCGAGCACUGUGAUGCUUUUGGCAUUGGUUCCUGCUGGUGGACACAUUGUGACAACUACAGAUUGCUAUAGAAAGACAAGAAUCUUCAUGGAGACUUUUCUUCCCAAGUUGGGGAUCUCUGUCACUGUGAUUGAUCCUGCUGAUAUCGCUGGGCUUGAAGCUGCUGUGAACAAGUACAAAGUUUCUAUGUUCUUCACCGAGUCCCCGACAAACCCAUUCCUUAGAUGUGUCGACAUUGAGCUGGUUUCAGAAAUAUGCCACAAAAGGGGAACUCUUGUUUGCAUUGAUGGCACCUUUGCAACACCUCUGAAUCAGAAAGCCCUUGCUCUGGGUGCUGAUCUCGUCGUGCACUCUGCUACAAAAUACAUCGGAGGACACAACGAUGUUCUUGCUGGGUGCAUCUGUGGCUCGCUGAAGGUGGUAUCAGAAAUUCGCAACCUGCAUCAUGUGUUGGGAGGCACACUUAACCCGAACGCUGCGUACCUAAUCAUCCGAGGCAUGAAGACAAUGCAUCUUCGUGUACAGCAACAGAACUCCACUGCCUCAAGGAUGGCCGAAGUUUUAGAGGCACAUCCUAAGGUGAGUCAUGUAUACUAUCCAGGCCUUCCAAGUCAUCCCGAACAUCACAUCGCCAAGCGACAAAUGACUGGUUUUGGUGGUGUGGUCAGUUUCGAGAUUGAUGGAGACAUUGAAACUACGAUAAAGUUUGUGGAUUCUCUCAAGAUUCCUUACAUCGCACCAUCUUUUGGUGGCUGUGAAAGCAUCGUGGACCAACCCGCCAUUAUGUCCUACUGGGAUCUGACGCAAGCGGAGAGGCUAAAGUAUGGAAUCAAAGACAACUUGGUUCGUUUCAGCUUUGGAGUUGAAGACUUUGAGGAUGUCAAAGCUGACGUUCUUCAAGCACUCGAAGCCAUCUGAUAUUGCAAUAUUUCACCCCCAACGCUGCUGUCGUUUACGUGAUCUUUGUCUUGUCUUUCCUUUUCUUUUUUCAUCUCCCUGUUUCAGUCACAGUCAUAAUGUCUUUGAACUAUUGUUCCGCGACAUUUACCGUUUCAAAAUAAUCGUGAACUUAUUAUGUUUGAUAAUCGUGGACAUGUUAAGUUUGAUGGGCAAGAACGAAAAGCCUCGGGUCUUUUAGAGGAUUAAAUAAAAUAGUAGGUUGCAUCUAAGCGACCAAUGUGACCAUUGCUUUGUGGUAAGAGCACGUAACGUUCG